This is a messenger RNA of Chlamydomonas reinhardtii, 7348 nucleotides long. RefSeq lists its product as uncharacterized. Lineage: Eukaryota; Viridiplantae; Chlorophyta; Chlorophyceae; Chlamydomonadales; Chlamydomonadaceae. Gene Ontology annotation, molecular function: ATP binding; calmodulin binding; calcium/calmodulin-dependent protein kinase activity. Gene Ontology annotation, cellular component: cytoplasm; nucleus. The record is from RefSeq and is a predicted model, not a curated record. Bases 119 to 6058 code for a protein of 1979 amino acids. Gene Ontology annotation, biological process: peptidyl-serine phosphorylation; intracellular signal transduction; protein autophosphorylation. The transcript is spliced from 12 exons.
CUACGCACACGCGGGAUACAAGUCCGGCGAUUCCCUUAAUUCAUCCCCAGUCGGAGUAAGACCUUCUUGGUUGUCAGUUAAAGACACAAAAUGAACCAUCACUGUUAAUUCACCUAGUAUGGGUGCUUGCGCCUCUAAGGGAGGUCCCGACGAGGGACACGAUGCCUCGUUGCGGACGAGAGCGGCGAGCGAGAAUGGGGUCUCAUUAUCAAAACUGCUUGGCCUACCUGAGACGGGCGUCUCGGCUGAGCAAGCUGCUUGCAGCGUUUGCGCACAGAAGCGUACAAAUGUUCGGAGCGCAGGCCCGCCGUCCAGCUCCACCGGCAGCGCUAACUCAGCUGCGCGCAAUUCUCCUGGUGAAUUUGGCGUGAAGUACGCGGAUGUGGCACGGCCAGCCCAAAUUGGCUCAUUGGCAAAGGCUCGCUUAACUGACACUGCGCGACAAGAGGACAUCCCAGAAGUCAGCUGUGUUCCUGAGAAGCGUUUCAGCGGGUAUACGCAGCUGCAGGUCCAUCGCGGCUUUACUUCGCCUCGGCUGGUGCCUGCGCCACCAGGCGCCGACGGCAGGGCAGCGGCGCCGACGGCAGGGCAGUGUCCAGACUUGUCGAGCACUCGGCUUCCUUCGCUUCCUGCCUCUGACUCCACCACCGCCGCCUCCUGUCAGCCUACACUUGUAACAACCACGGCCACAACCACCAACGCCACGAACGUGGUUGCCAGCACCGUCGCAGCCAGCGGGGGCGUGGUCAGCGGGGAUGCUGAAACAGGCGACUCCGCGGACCCGUCUUCCUCAUCACCAGAGCAAUGGGUGCUCCGGUCCGGACCGCCCAUUGAGGACGACUACGCGUUGGGUCGUGUGCUGGGCCAGGGAAGCUAUGGUGUGGUGCGGCUGGCCACGCGGCUUUCCACGGGGGAACCCGUGGCGGUGAAGACCAUCCAGAAAACGGGACUGGUCUCCAACCCGACGUCGCUUUCAGCGCUGCGGCGUGAGGUGGAGAUCCUUCACCACCUAGCCGGGCACCCACACAUUGGCCAGCUGUACGGCGCAUACGAGGAUUGCAAGUGCCUGCACCUGGUGAUGGAGCUGUACGAGGGCGGUGACCUGUACGAUGCGGUGGUGGGCGUCGGCCGCCACAGCGAACGAGCAGCGGCGGAUGUAAUGCGGGCCGUGCUCACCGCCAUCGGCUACUGCCACGCUAUGGGCGUGGCGCACAGGGAUAUCAAGCCUGAGAACUUUAUGCUGUCGGCACCCACACAGCAGCAGAAGGUGGAGGCAGAGGCUGCGUCCGCAGCGGCAGGGGGCGACGGCGGCUUGGCGCUGGGCAUCGGCGCGCGGAUCAAGCUGAUAGAUUUUGGACUUUCCUGCUUCUGCGCAGACGAGUCGACGCUGCGGGACGCGGUGGGAACGAGCUAUUACGUGGCGCCCGAGGUGCUGGAGGCCAACGGCUACGGCCGCGCGGCGGACGUGUGGAGCGCCGGCAUCAUCCUGCACGUGCUGCUGUUGGGCUAUGCGCCGUUUAACGGCGCGGACGACAAGGAGAUCCAGCUGUCGGUGCUGAAGGGCGUGCCUGACUCCACUGGCGACCCGCUGUGGACGUCGCUGAGCCCCGCGGCGGUGGACACGCUGGCCGCCAUGCUGGACCGCAACCCUGCCACACGCGCCACCGCGGACCAGGUGCUGUCGUCGCCGUGGCUGGGCCGCACCGCCGCCGAGUGCACGGCGCCCAGCACGCCGCUGCCCGGCGUUGUGUCGGAGCGCCUGCGCAAGUUCGCCAAGCUCAACUCGUUGCAAAAGGAGGCCCGGCGGCUGGUGGCCACCGCCAUGCGUUCCGAGGAGGUGGCUGGGCUUCGCGCCGCGUUCAAAGCGCUUGACCUGGACGGGGACGGCAAGCUGAGCGCGGAAGAGCUGAGGGAGGGCCUUGCUCGCCAGGAGCUGCCUCGCGGUGCCCCCGUGGGCAUGGAGGCGGUGGCACCGCUGGUGCCCACGCCCCGCGGCCAGCUGCUGCGGGAGCGCGAGAUGCGGGAGCUCGUGGCCAGGUCCGACCUGGACGGCGACGGCAUGUUGGACGAGUCCGAGUUCCUGGGUGCCGCGCUGCCCACCGCCGCCAUCACACGCGCUGCCGCCGCCACUGGCGAACCCGUGGCGAUGGCGGCGCUGGCGCGCGCGUCAGUGGGCAGCGUGGGCGGCCGCAGCACCGGCACCGUCAGGCUGGCGCAGAGCCCCUUGGGGGCAGCCAGUCCGAGCGUGCACGGCGGCAGCCUCGCGGCGCCGGGCCGCGCCCGCAGCCACAACCCGCUGGCGGCGGCGUUCGCUGCGCUGGACAAGGACGGCAGUGGCUUCAUCACCGCGGACGAGAUUGAGGCGGUGCUGGCGGCGCACCACCCCAACGGCCGCGCCCACGGGCCGGACGUGCAGGCGAUGCUGGCGGCUGCGGACACGGACGCGGACGGGCGCAUCAGCUACGAGGAGUUCCUGGCCAUGCUGCUGGCGGCGGAGGACGGCGCAGGCGACUUCCUAGGCGGCGGCGGCAAUGGCGCGCCGCAGGCACCGGCGCCCGCGCACCAACCCGAGUCGCAAUCGCAGCCGCUGCCGGCGCCGGCACAGCUGCAGCAAAUAGCUGGGCCGCAGGGCCAGAAGCACCAGGCGGCGGAGGAGCAGCGGGAAGCCCACAGCCUCUCGCAGCCGCUGCCUCAGGUGGUUGCAGCUGCGCAGCCCAAGUCCCCGGUCGUGAAGGAGCCCGUGGUCUCAUGCCAAGCACCAGCAGCACCAGCAACUGCAAAGCCGCCUUUGCCGCCGGUGCAGGAGCGCAAGGCGGGUGCUGUGAACAACGGCGCCGCCGCCGUUUCUGUCGCAGCAGCAGCUCCCGGUGCAUCGAUGUCAGGCGCCCGCGAUGCGUGUGGGUCCCGCGAUAGUGCGCGCGAGGGCAGUGCAUCGGCGCGUGCUCCAUCACCUGCCACUGUCCAGAGUUCGGAGGAGGUUUCGGGCCGCCGCGGUGCAGCCACAGCCGUUUGGGUUGCGGGUAAGGGCCACGGCUACACGCAGCAGCGCAAGGGCACGCGGGCGAGCGGCGGAGGCGGAAGCGCAGUGGAGGAGGCACCGAGCCUGAGCAUUGCGGGCCUGAUGCAGACCCAGCGCAUCAGCCGCAGCAGCAGCUUGUGCAGCUGCGACUCGGUGGCAGCGGUGCGUCAGAACAGCGGCCACCUGUCGGUUGUGGAGUGGGGUGACGAGGCAGAGGAGGCGGCCGAAAUAGAGCUGAAGCGCGGCUGUGCGGCGGCAGAGAAUGCGGAGCAGGAGGCGCUACGGACUGGGUCGGCAUCGACAGCGGCGCGGCGCGGGCGCGGCAGCGCCGACCGACGGGCGCGCUGUGGACAUGCCAAGCGCUCCACCUCUGGCGCUGGAGGUGCUCAGCUUGUGUCUGAUUCCGACACGGACAUAUCGUUCGAGGAGGCGCCGGCGCACCGUGCCCGGCGCGGCGCCGGCAGCUGUGCCAGCAACGCGGUCGGGGCGGCAGCGGGCGAGGUCGCCAAGCUCCACAGCACUACCUCCAGCGACGGGGGUGAGGAGAGCGACGGCGCCGGCAUGCCUCGCCUCAUGCGGCUGUCACCCCUGCACAACGCAGGGCUGGAGGACACGGGCGGUGCCCCAGCGACGGAGGUCGCCGCUUGGCGCCAGGCGCCCAGCGGUGCUCGUACCGGUGCCGUGGGUGUCGUGGGUGCCGUCGGCCGAGGCCAGACUGGCAUGUCGGCGUCGGAGCCCCUGCCGGCAUUUCCGUACGGCCGGGCAGCAGCCGAGCCGGCGGCAGCGCUCACACACGGCGGCGGCACCGUGUCGGUGGUCCGGGCCGCGCAGGCGGCGGCGUUUGCGCUGAUGCAGGCCGACAACGCCGGCGCCGCUGGAGGCUCGCUCUUUGCGGACCUCACGUCCUUGGCGUCAACGCAGGCGGCUGCUGCCUCAGCUGACUCUGGCAGGCCCACUGCAGAUGAGGGCAGCGGCCGCUGGGCGGCGGUGCCGGCCGCGGUACGCGCGCAGCCGCCGCAGCAAUCACCCAGUGGCAGUGGCCGAUGGCGGCGCCGCAGCGCAGCCGUGGUCCUUGACAGCAGCGUCCACCGGACAGGCGCACAGGCCGCCGGCGCGUCGCGCCGCAGCGCCGGCGGUGCGCGCGCUGCCAGCAGCACUGGGCCUCACACCCCCACGCCACUGUCAGCCGGCACGCCACCGCCCGCGACGGGGGCGUCGCCAGUGGGCGGGCGCAGUUCCCCCAUGGCGGAGCGCUCCAAGCCUUCUGGGUGCUGGGUGGAGGAGGCGCUGCCGCAGCCUGCGCCGGUGCUGGCCGCGACGGAGGCCAUACGCCGGCGCGCCAGCGGCGGCGGCUUCACCGGCGGCGGCUGGCCUCCCAGGCUGUCCGCGGGCGCGGGAGUGAGCAGCAGCACGCCUGUGUCGCCGCGGCCCCCCAGCUCGGGCAACACGUGCAAGCCGCCGCCGUACCAGCAGCCGCUGCAGCAGCAGCGCAGCCAGCUCGGCAUCCAGCCGGGCGGCCCAGGCGCGGGCACAGGACCGCAGGCCGCCGGGACGGGCCCGCGCGUGUUCGCGCCCAGCCUGUCGGGCCGCCCGGCCUACGGCAACGCCGGCGGCUCGCCGAUCCUGACGGCCGCGGGCUCGCCCUGCACCACUGCCGCGCCGCGCACUGCCAGCCGGCAGUUCUCCCGCCUGCUGGGCACCUCCACGGCGGCCGUCAGCCCCAACGCGCAGGGCGCGGCGCCGCUGCUGCUCAGCACGGAUGUCGGUCUGCCGUACAGCCGCGGUGCCAGCCGCCAGCUGUCGUGCGGGCUGGGCGGCGCGGGCGGUAGCCGGGAUCCCCUGAGCGUCGUCAGCGCCGCGACAGCAGCCGUGGGCACGGGCGACCGGCCCCGGAUGAAGUUGCACGCGCUGAUGCUGACGGAGCCGGAUGAGCUUAUGUUGUCGGGCCCGGCAGUGAUGUCGCCGGGCUCUCGCGCACGCUCCCUUGCGGCUGUCUCCGCCAGUGGUCUGGCGGCCUCGCGCAACGCCCACACCGCCGCCGCCGCUAUAGUGCCGUCGGCCGCUGCAAUAGCGGCUGCGUAUGCCUCCGCGCCGCUGCGAGCCAGCUUCACCCGCUUUGGUGGUGGCAGCGGCAGCGAGGAUGAGGUCGUUCACACUCUGGACGAGGCAGACGCGGACGAGGGCCCGGGCAACUUCUGCGGCGGCGGUGCCGCGUACGCCGGCCCGGGUGCGGCGCCGGUGUACGACGCCCGUCAGCGCCGCCGCAGCACUGGCAGCAGCUACACCAAGCCGAUCUCGCAGCUGCAGGCGCCCCACGUACCCGCCACCGCCGCUGCAUCGCCGCGCUCCGUCACCGGCCUGCAGCCGCACCCGCCUGUAAGCCAGCGCGGCACGGGUGCGGGCUCGCCGGCGCUGGGCAUGGCCAUGUUGCUCCAUGCGCCUCAUCAGCCGCACGCGCCGCACUCGCCACACCACCCAGUGGCCGUGUCGCCGCGCGGCACGGGCGGCGGCAUGCACCACCAGCACCAGCACCACCAGCACUCGCACCAGCUGUCGCACCUGCGCCUGUCGGAGGUGGGUCUGGAGAUGCAGACCAUGUCGCGCUGCGGCUCCACUUCACGGAACAUGAGCGUGGACGCCACGGGCACGCCCACCGCCCGGCCCGGGCCGCGGCCGUGGGACCUGGCGACUGAGACGCUUGAGGAGUGCGCGGAGGGCGAGGAGGACCCGGACCUCCUGGACUCGGCGCGAGGCGGCAACCCACUGGACGGGCUGCUGGGGUCGCUCAUGCCCGACCGAGUGCCGGCGGCGUUGGGGGUGCUGCGCAGCCAUGGGGUUGCUGCGGCGGCGGCAGAGGUGGCCAAGCCAGCGCAGGCGGGCGGCAGUCGGCGCAGCGCUGCAGGUGUGGGUGGAGGUGUGGGCGCGGACCGGAGCGCCCACGGCCCGGAGCUCGGCACUGGCGGCCAGCCCCCGCUAAACCUCAGCGGCCCUGGCCCAGCGUCUGGCGGGCUGAGUAGCCUCAUGUCGACCUUCAAAUGAUCAGGAGCAUUGGGGAUUUAGGUGGUGUGCUGCAGAUGGCGACAAGGUCGCGCCGGGAUGCGCGGCCCUUGAUUCGUGAAAAACCCAAUUCUUGUUUGUUGGGGAGGAUGUGCCUGCUUCCCAAAACCACGUGAUGUUCUUUACGACCUUGAUUGCAACUGGAAAAGUGCUAUCAAGGGAAUGUCACACAAGCGAGUUCUUACUUCCUUGCUCAGGGCCGCGUGGCCCGCUUCUUUGCUUUGGGCAUCGAUAGCCCUGGGCCGCAAUAAAGUGCUUACGACGCAAGCGCGUCGACGGAUUCCUGGAGAUGACUGGGGUCACGUGGGCACGCCUAGUGUCAAUUCACAAUAAAUUAUGCCCCCUGGCCCAAUCAACGCGAGCUGGCUGAGAUGCCUGGCUGCGAUUGGUGCUGCACUGGUUUUCUCCGCGCAGCCCAGACACUAUUUGUGGUUAUGCAGCAAGCACUACGAUGCCAGUCAUGCCACACACCUGCGCGAUGCAUGCCCGCAACCCUUGCGGGCAACCUUGUAUGCAUUCUCUCUUGGGGUUUGACGGACUCGAGGGAUGAUAGACGCGCACAUGGCGCAACACGUGCUUUCUAAUGCUGGAACGACGAUGUGGUACCUUGUCAGUCGAGUGGCUGCCGCUGUUUGGCAUUGUGGUGACUCCGACGCUCAGGUCACGCCACCGCCGGGUGAGGGGCAGGUCGGAUUCGUGGUCUAAGAAGUGGUGACAGGCGGACUGCUUUGCCUUGCCUUGUAGUUGUAAGCCUGCAGUAACGCCAUGACAGCGGGACGCGGCUGGACGCAUGGGCUGGCGGUGCCUGUACAAACCGCCCCCGGCUAUGCCUCGGAGAUGAGGCAGAUGCUUGCGGCCUCAGACGGGAGACAUGGCGUGGGCGCAGCCCAAUUGUUGGUAUAUUAAGGCUGCUUGAGGAGCAUCGCAAAGGAUUCGGACAUUUGCAGACGGGUUGCGCUGCCUGAUGCGAUACUGGACUCCUGGCGCGCGCGGUUUGGGGAAGUGGUUUGACAGGGGCCGGACAGAGUGGCGACGUUCGGGUGACACGUAGCGAGUGGAAGUGUUUCACGGCGAGAGUUCCACCAGCAUGAGCAGGUGGAAGUGGUGCGUACGGUGCAGAGGAAAGCGGUCGAGAAGGAGAUUGAAAGAACCGUUUGGGCCACGGCCUAGCGACAUGGUCGUGGGCAACGGGUCCAGGGGACAUCCACAUGAAGAGCCUGGUGGUGUGGGUUACGGGAGCGUGCCCGUAUCCACUGCAACGUCCAAAGCCCA